Messenger RNA from Podarcis lilfordi (Lilford's wall lizard), 2500 nucleotides. Lineage: Eukaryota; Metazoa; Chordata; Lepidosauria; Squamata; Lacertidae. The record is from the annotation of a GenBank genome assembly.
UCCAUCUAUAAUGAAUACAAAAACUCUAAUGCCCAGGCUCUACCAUCCUCCUAUUUACAAGCCAAAAGAGCAUACAAACAGACUUUAAAGCUGGCCAAACGUGAGUGGUAUCUAAAGCGUUGGCGAGCCUUGAUUGCGGCCUCUAGAUCCCGCAGACCACAGGAAUUUUGGGCUUUGAUAAACAAAAGAGGAAGGAAGUACCCACUGACGAUUAUCCCUGCGCCCACAUGGGAACAAUUCUUGAGCAAAUAUUUCUCCUUGGCAGAGGAAUCCAACUCAUCCACUGAAUUCCGAGCCGACCAUCUACCUUUGUGGCCCUCUACCGACCCAGACCUGAUAAUGGACUUGAUAUUAGAUCUGAAAACGGGCAAAGCCCCCGGGCUGGAUCUAGUCCCUGCUGAGGCUAUUGUUGCGCAACCGAGGUGGUGGGCUGAAAUCCUGGCCAAAGUCUUUGAUGCAAUUAAUUCUACGGGGCUUAUCCCUAGGUCAUGGAAGGAGGCCGUGAUCGUGCCAGUCCAUAAAAAGGGUCCCCCUGCUGACCCGGAGAACUAUCGGAACAUCAGCCUUUUGUCUAUCAUCGGGAAAAUCUAUGCAAAAUUUUUGCUGUCCAAGCUGUCCAAUUGGGCAAACGACUCAAAUUUGAUUGGCCACGAGCAAGCGGGCUUUAGGAACAAUUAUUCGACCACUGACCAUAUGGUAAUCAUGUAUCAUCUUGCCAGAAAAUAUUCUGCCCCGAGUCGGGGGCGCCUAUGUGUCGCUUUCAUAGACCUAAAGGCCGCCUUCGACAGUAUCCCAAGAAACUGUCUAUGGAAGAAAUUAGAGAGAUGGGGCAUAGAUAGAAGGCUGUUAUGGCUUAUAACCCAAUUACACCAUGGGUCGUCGGCUAGAGUGAGACUCACACCGGCGGGAAACCUAUCCAACGAGGUCCCAAUAAAUAGAGGUGUGCGCCAAGGUUGCAUUUUGGCCCCACUCCUCUUCAACUUGUUUAUUAGCGAUAUGAAGCUCUUUCUGAAUGAGUCUCAAGCCAACAUUCAUGCCCCCGCCUAGCUGAUUUUCGCUGCCCUCUGCUCUUAUAUGCCGACGAUGCAGCGAUCCUUUCCUACUCUAGAGUCGGUUUAUGCAGAGCUCUAAAGAUUUUUGCGGCUUAUUGCAAACUCAACCAUCUGACAAUUAAUCAUGGGAAAUCUAAAGUCCUGGUCUUUACCAGGUCUCGGAAAACUUACAGCUGGAAGUUAGAUGGAGUCCAAUUAGAACAAGUUUUCAAAUUUAAAUACCUGGGAGUCUUUUUUCACUACAACCUAAGCUGGAAGCCACAGAUACAGUAUUUACUAAACAAAGGGAAAACAAUACUUUAUACUCUACUCCAAUUUUUUGCGGCCGACGGAGCCUCCCACAUCCCUUCUGCAUUGAAGGUGUACCAUGCAAAAGUGGUUUCCACCCUCUGUUAUGCUGCCCCGCUCUGGGCCCCAGGGUCCAAUUUAACAUCGUUGGGGACAUUGCAGAAUCAGUUUCUCCGUCGCCUCCUGAAACUCCCCAUGUGUGUGAGCAACGCAGCCAUACGUCUGGAGUUAAGGAUUGCAUCAUUGGAGACGGUCAUCUGGAAGCGAGUCUUUGGUUAUUGGCUGUCCAGCUGGCACAGGCUUCCCAACCAUUACCUUUUUCAGUGCCUCUGGCGGGACGACUUUGUCAAUCCAUGGGUAGGAAAAAUCCAUGCCAAACUUCUGAGCAUCGGAAUUUCCCCAGCGGACUCCUUAAAGAUGAACUUACGCUCAGCCAAAAGACUUAUUGAGCAGAGAUUAGCAGACAUUGAAAAUCAACACAACCUCGCCGGGGGUGAGGGUGUCUGCUCCCCCAGGUAUCACGGAAUAACCUCACCACUUGGCCUUCCAUCAUACAUGUCAUCUCUUUCAUCUGUACCACACCGACAUGCAUUUAUUCGUGCAAGGUUCAAUGUCUUUCCAUCGAACCUGCUGAGCCACAGAUUUUCCAAGGGUUUGGUGUCUCCGCUAUGCGUGUGUGACGGGAAAACUGUUGAUUCUCUCUCACAUAUAAUGUUCAACUGUCCCCGACAUAGCAUAGCCAGGACUAAAUUCCUGGGCCCUGCUUUACUGCGCUUGGUUGGCAGGCCUGCUGAGUCACAUGCCGCACUACUUUUGCAGGAUACAGAUCCUUCUGUAACUCUGCAGGUGGCGAGAUUCCUGAAUGCAGUUAUCUCACACACAAAAACCACCAAAAACAACAACAUCAAAAACUAAUCGGUCAGUUUUGAAGAGAGUGCAUGUCGGAUCCCGUCUUCAGUUCUCCUUUUCUGGGAUCCGUCCCUUGGAGCUCUCCGGGCCCCAAGCUGUUAUCUGGCUCUGCUCAAUGACCCACCCCUGCAUCAUGGUGUUCACCUUCUGGUGCCGAAUAUAUUAGUCUUUAUGCCUCUGUGCUUUUAUGUUUGUACAUACUUUAUGGGCUAAUAGCCGUAAAUAAAUAAAUAAAUAAAUAAAUAAAUAAA